UAAGACCCAGUGAAGAUGGAGAUGUACGACGUCCUCGACAAAGUAGGAGAGGGAAGUUACGGGACAGUGGUGAAAUGCAGGCACAAGGACACGGGGCAGACAGUGGCCAUUAAGAUUUUAUAUGAUAAAUCGGGAAAAAGUGCUAACAAAACUGCGAUGAGAGAAGUGAAGUUUCUGCAGCAAUUUCACCAUGAGAAUAUGGUCAACCUGAUUGACGUAUUUAGGCAGAAAAAAAGAAUUCACUUGGUGUUUGAAUUUGUUGAUCAUACAAUUUUAGAUGAGCUCCAGCAUUAUUGCCGUGGAUUGGAUAACAAAAGGCUUAAAAAAUACCUCUUCCAGAUACUACGAGCAAUUGAGUAUCUCCACAACAAUAAUAUCAUACACCGUGAUAUCAAACCUGAGAAUAUUUUGGUAUCUCAAAGUGGAAUCACCAAACUCUGUGACUUUGGGUUUGCUCGCACGUUAGCCAAAGCUGGUGAUGUUUAUACAGAUUAUGUGGCCACGCGAUGGUACAGGGCUCCCGAACUGGUUUUAAAGGACCGGACGUAUGGAAAGUACGUGGACUUGUUUUGUUUUGCCUCUUGCUCA
Tinamus guttatus (white-throated tinamou) is the source of this 588-nucleotide messenger RNA. The record is from RefSeq and is a predicted model, not a curated record. Lineage: Eukaryota; Metazoa; Chordata; Aves; Tinamiformes; Tinamidae.